Endocarpon pusillum Z07020 is the source of this 399-nucleotide messenger RNA. RefSeq lists its product as uncharacterized. The record is from RefSeq and is a predicted model, not a curated record. Bases 1 to 399 code for a protein of 132 amino acids. NCBI's taxonomy places the organism in Eukaryota, Fungi, Ascomycota, Eurotiomycetes, Verrucariales, Verrucariaceae. The transcript has a single exon.
AUGUCAAUAAGGGUGCUACCUAUAAACCGCCAGCCACUAAGUCUGAUAGAGCUGACUGUGCAUCGUAUCGCCGUCCACGCCCAGGCCAACGGUUGGAUCAAUCGACCGGGGAAGCGUCGAAUGAGAGCACGAAGGUGGGAGGAAAAGGUCAGUUGGAGGCGGGAAGCUGAUCUACGCUCUGCGCUACAGGGCCCGGAGGCGGCGGCGCAACAAGCCAGAAGGGGAGGCCAGCUGAGAGGGAAGCAAAGGGGGAAGAAGGGAGGGUUAGAAGACAAAAGAGAAAGAACGACCGAGGGGAUCGGGGAGCAGCGAGCUCUUUAUACUCAGGUCAAGCGGCGAGGGGGCGCCAACCCUGAUCGGGCGGGGCUAAACCGGAAGAGGCAGCGCACCCGCACCUAG